AUGGGAAAUAGUUGUGGCAAGUCGGAGAAUUCAGAGAAUGGGUGCUUUCUGUGUUCAUUGUGCCUGGGUGGGGCUGAAUCUACUAGUAAGGAAAUUAGUAACACAGACAUUUCGUCAUCUGCCAAAGAGCCUGAUGCUCAAGCCGUCCAAGAUAAGCCCCCACAAAUGGAGGUGAUAGUUAAAGACGGCACUAAACCAGAAGGACCCACUAAACCGGAGCCAGUGACCAAGGCGAGGGAAGAAACUAACCCAGCAGCGCAAGUGAAGGAAGUGAUCAAUCCAGUAGAACCCACAGAGAAAGAGAAUCACCCAACAGAAUCUACAAGAGCCGAGCCAGUGACAAGAGCACUAAGGCAAGCCCCAAAACAUGCAGAGACUAGAGGACGGAAGAAGCCACAUAAUGUCAAGAGAAUGUCAUGUGCAGGGCUACAGGUAGAGUCUGUUUUGAGAAGAAAAACAGGUCGUCUGAAAGAGUACUACAAUUUGGGGCAUAAACUAGGACAAGGGCAAUUUGGGACAACUUUUCUUUGUGUGGAGAAGGCAACAGGAAAGGAAUAUGCUUGCAAAUCCAUAGCCAAGAGGAAGUUACUGACAGAGGAAGAUGUGGAUGAUGUGAGGAGGGAAAUUGAGAUCAUGCAUCACUUGUCAGGCCACCCAAAUGUUAUAUCAAUUAAAGAAGCAUAUGAAGAUGCUAUGGCAGUUCAUGUUGUGAUGGAGUUGUGCACAGGUGGUGAGCUUUUUGAUAGAAUUGUCAAGAGGGGACAUUACACAGAAAAAAGGCUGCUGAGCUUGCUAGGACUAUUGUUGGAGUAA
This is a messenger RNA of Thlaspi arvense, 813 nucleotides long. NCBI's taxonomy places the organism in Eukaryota, Viridiplantae, Streptophyta, Magnoliopsida, Brassicales, Brassicaceae. The record is from the annotation of a GenBank genome assembly.